UGUAACUAUGCAUAGUACCUAUCACUUAAAAAUUCCAAUCCCAUCUACGGUCUAGUAUAUGAUAUCUUUCUUAUCGUAUCGGUAAUAAGUGCCAUAUUUUCGUGAUAGCAAAAAUCAGUUAAAUUAUGUUUUGUACUCACAACAAAAACACUAUUUAUCUAUAAACAUGUCGAAACUAACGUUAAUAUUAAGUUUAGUGCUAAUAUUUUCAAGUGUUGAUUAUGUGACUCCCUAUAAAAUUUUGGGAGUGUUUCCGUUUGGAGCUCCCAGUCAUUACUUUUUAGGAAAUGAGCUGAUAAAGGGUUUAGCUUCCGCAGGUCAUGAUGUUACCAUGAUAACGGUUUUCGAAGAGAAAAAUCCACCGAAAAAUGGAUCAUAUCGACAGGUGAUCUUGGACGGUGUUCUGGAAGAGCAACAAGUUAUAUUUAAAGACGUUACGAACCUUUCGAAGAAGCAGUCAGCAUUCACUAACCCCCUACAUAUGCUAACUAUGUUCAAUACAAUUGGAUAUAAAGUUUCUGAAAUGGUGCUCUCCCAUUCAAAAAUGCAGACGUUAAUGAAGUCCGAUGAAAAAUUUGACAUAGUAAUAACUACGCAAUUCGCAAUCGAAGCUGUCAAAGCUCUAGCUCCUCAUUUCAAUGCACAUUUAGUGCUGUUCAAUAACCAUGCUGCAAACAAUUGGAUGAACCACUUCGUUGGCAACCCAACUCUUCCGUCUUUGAACCCGAAUAUUGUACUAGGAUAUCCAGAACUUAUGAGUUUCCAGCAACGCUUAGUCAACACAUUAUUAUCGGCAGCUACAUACAUGAACUACAAUAUUCUGCAAUAUCCCGAGCAAAAUGAGCUCGUCCACAAAUACAUAUCGAAAGAUUUAGAACUACCAGCGGUUCAGUACAACGUUUCUCUAGUGCUUUCAAAUUCCCACAGCAGCUUGAACAAACCAGCUGCAUCAGUUCCUUGUAUGAAGGAAAUAGCUGGAUUCCACGUUAAGCCACCUAAACCUCUUCCUGCAGACCUCAAGAAGUAUUUAGAUGCAGCAAAACACGGAGUUAUUUAUUUUAGUAUGGGAUCUAACCUAAAAAGUGCUGAGAUGACUCAGGAGACGAAAGAUGCUCUGAUGAAGGCGUUUUCUAAAAGGAAAGAGAGUGUUUUGUGGAAGUUUGAAGAUGAUAAUUUGCCCGGAAAGCCCAAAAACGUCAGGAUUGAAAAAUGGCUGCCACAGUCUGAUUUACUGGCCCACCCAAACAUUAAACUCUUCAUCACCCAUGGAGGUUUUCUGAGCACCAUAGAAAGUUUAUAUCAUGCAGUACCGACUGUAGCAAUUCCUAUAUUUGGUGAUCAACAACAAAAUGCCAAACAAUCAGAAUCAUUCGGAUACGCUAAAGUACUAGAUUUCGAUACAAUGACUGAAGAAAGUAUAUCAGCGGCAAUAGAAGAGGUGAUAUCAAAUAAAAAAUACCGAGAGAAUGUACAAGCGCGAUCCAAAAUGUUUCACGAUAGACAAAUGCAUCCUCUACAGGAAGCCGUGUAUUGGAUAGAAUACGUUGUGAAACACAACGGGGCUAAACAUCUCAGAGUUGGCUACUUGGACCUAGCAUGGUACCAAUAUUAUAUGCUCGAUGUGUUUGGACUUAUUUUUGGAACUAUAUUUCUCAUCGGUUUUGUAAUUAAAAAAGUAUUGUCAUGUUUAUAUAAGUUGGUAAAAGGUGAUUGUGAUGCUACAAAUAAGUCGAAAAAGCAGAAGAAGGUAAAGAAACAUUAAAACUUGUACAAAAUAAAUAUUUAUACAUAUUAUAAAAA
Molecule: messenger RNA, 1800 nt
Organism: Diabrotica virgifera virgifera (western corn rootworm)
Lineage: Eukaryota; Metazoa; Arthropoda; Insecta; Coleoptera; Chrysomelidae
Product: UDP-glycosyltransferase UGT5-like
Exons: 6
Coding region: 167-1762 (531 amino acids)
Molecular function (GO): UDP-glycosyltransferase activity
Source: RefSeq, a predicted model, not a curated record